Messenger RNA from Hibiscus syriacus, 476 nucleotides. RefSeq lists its product as uncharacterized. The record is from RefSeq and is a predicted model, not a curated record. The transcript has 2 exons. The coding region runs from base 68 to 448 and encodes 126 amino acids. NCBI's taxonomy places the organism in Eukaryota, Viridiplantae, Streptophyta, Magnoliopsida, Malvales, Malvaceae.
AUUUUUCAUUCUUUUUUCCCUUUCACAGUCUCUCAAGCCUAAAAGACUCAGAAAAUCUCGUUAAGCCAUGAGCUCGAAUCCGCAACGAACUCACUCGCUGGCGUUUAGGGUAAUGCGGCUUUGCAACCCGUCGUUCCACGUCGAACCACAGCUCCGUCUCGACCCUGCCGAUCUCUUCGUCGGCGAGGACAUGUUCGACGAUCCUCUAGUCGCCUCUAACCUUUCCUCUUUGUUAUCUACCCACCUCAGUAAGUCCACCGACUCCUCCGAUAUUUCCUUCGCCGACAGAUACUUCCUCCAACACCCUUCCGAUGCUAUGGGUCUAUGGGCUUCUCCGGCCUCCUCCUUCUCCCCCAAUCCUUCGGGGCGAUUUACUUGGGAGAGACAUUCUGCAGCUAUAUUAGCAUCAAUAAAAGCUCAAAUUUUGAAGUUAGGGACGUUAUUAUAAAGGUCAGUCUGUUUCAUUUUGUUUCCUU